UAUUCCCUGUCACGUUUGCAGUGGUGGGCUCUGAUCCUGGCUAUGUCUCAGUGUCAGUGUCAGAGUGUCAGUAUCUGUGUGCAUGUGUUCACCGCAGCAGUCAGACAGCUGAUGAUGAGCCUGCUGUGUAUUUAAAGCUCGGGGGGGAAGCGGAAGUGUGGCCCGAUCUGUGUUAUCAGCUGAGAGACGCUAGCUGGGUUAGCACGGAGCUGCACAGGGUUUCGUACGUUACCCAGCGGACUGUACUACCGCUUUCCAACCACACGCAGUGACAUGAGACGUGGACACGGCGCGGGGACAGCGGGACCGUGAUGUAUGUCGCCGUGAAGCAGCAGUGAGAAGACCACACAGAAACUAGCUCAUCUCACGCUGCGGGAGAGCAGAGUUCGUACGUUCUGCUUCCUCCUUCAUCCCUCUCCUCCGACCUUCACCUCCAUCUGGAGGCCCAGUAUCGAGACACCAUAACCAUGACGACAGGCGGGUGUUGUCACCUGCCUGGCUCUUUGUGUGACUGUGCCAGCAGCACGGGUCUGUGGAAGAGCGUGGAGGAGUCAGGCAGUGAGGGGUGCCAGGCGCUGUACGUCACCCAGGUCACGGCCUUAGACGGACGGUUACUGUCAUCUGUGCUAAAACCCAUGGCCUCACAGAGUGAUGGUCCCAUAUGUCGUAUCUGCCAUGAAGGAGGCAACAGCGAGCAUCUCCUGUCCCCCUGUGACUGCACAGGCACCCUGGGGGCGGUGCACAGGAGCUGCCUGGAGAAGUGGCUGUCGUCUUCCAACACCAGCUACUGCGAGCUCUGCCACACGGAGUUCAGCAUCGAGCGCCGACCACGGCCUCUCACAGAGGUAACAAAGUGGCUGCGAGACCCUGGCCCUCGUAAUGAGAAGAGAACGCUGUUCUGUGACAUGAUAUGCUUCCUGUUUAUCACGCCACUGGCAGCCAUUUCAGGCUGGCUGUGUCUACGGGGCGCUCAGGACCACCUUUGGCUGGGGAGCUGGCUGCAGGCGGUCGGCCUCAUCGCCCUCACCAUCGCCCUCUUCACCAUCUACGUUCUCUGGACCCUGGUGUCGUUCCGCUACCACUGUCAGCUGUACUCUGAGUGGAGAAGAACAAAUCAGAAAGUACGGUUGCUCAUACCCGAAGCCAAGGAGACUAACUCUUCCCAGCAUUCUUUGCUCUCCAGUAAACUGAUGAAGAAGCCUGCCAAUGACAGUAUAGUAUGAGACUGAAUGGAAUUGGUUGAAGGUAGUCUUUUGUGAGUGUGGGGGCUUGUUCUCAGUGCCUGCCAGCACGUCUUUAAACAAGCACUUGUGGGUCUUUUUUGUUUAUUUUUACUUCUCCCUUUUUAUUCCCUUGUCCCAUCAAUCCCUAUUUUUUCCCAUUUCCUGUUUUCAUAUAAUCUGUCCUUGUUUGGGUGCUGAACUGAGCACAUUUAAAUAGUCUGUCUUUGACAGAGCUGAAGAAGGGAACAGCAGAGACUUGUUCAGUGUUAUCAUCUGCGAUAUGAUUGCAAUAGCUGAUAAUGAAAGUAAAGAAAGGGAUGGACCAAACUCACUUGUAUAAUGGACUUUCAGAUGUUCUAAUGAGUUGUUAUGCUUCAUUUCAACAACCCACCAAUGGGCCACAGGUGAGUCCAGAGAGUUCAUUCAUUGUUGUGCUGCAACGUUCACGUGUGUAUCCAUUCGAUUCCUGUCACACCUGGGCAAAAAAGACAAAGGAACUAUUUCAAGGAGUUAUUGAAAAGCUCAGCUCCUUGAUUUACUCCCAUUUUACCGUACAGAUGCCAGUACGCUGUCGGAAUUGAAGCUUUUUAGGUGUCGCUCAAGCUUAUGGGACGUUCCAGUGUUUUGUAUGCGUCUGUUUAUCUCACCUGAGAACGGAUUCUACCGCAACACUUGCAAAGCCAGAGAUGGUUGUGCAAUAAAAACACUGUGGACUCCAAGGUCGUCACAGUACAUGAAGAGACCUCCGCCAACAUGCACUGUCAUGCAUGCAACUACUGUCAAUUAUUUGGGAAUUUUUUUUGUAUUAUAAAGUCUUUUUUAAACCAAGAAGAAUGAACAAAUUUACUAUUCCUACUGAAGUGUCCUCAUAGAGGUUCUUGUAUUAUCAGCACUUAAGAACUGGUUCUUUAUAUUUAUAUAGAUUGAGAGAAAACGCCCAUUAAAAUGGCUUUUAGAGGAGCAUUACCACAAGCUUUGUUUGGUGGCUGGUACUGUGUACUCAAACAUCAGUAUUGAUGGCCUGUUGAAGUACUUUGAUCAUUUUGUUUAGAAUUUGCUUAGAUUUUUACAACAAUACACAUUUCUAUACGUGUGUAGUUUCCAUGAUCACAACAAUCAGGGAUAUAGAUGAUCAAAUAUUGCAAUUUCGUCACAUCAAGUCAUGGUUAACCUUAGUUUCUUAAGUGGGGACUUUUAGUGCUGGUGUUUAGUGCUAUUGCCAAUCUGACAUUAACUUAAACACCCACCAUGACUGUGAUUGGUGGAGCCAUUAUGCAAGCACCACAAAGGCCAAAUCUGACCAAACUUUGUUUUUUCUUUGAAGCAGGCCACUAGAUGCUCACAUCCUCUUCUAAGUCCAUUUCAUCAGGGUUUUUCCUGCUUAGAGAAUUGCGAGGCAGCCGCCUCCGUCAAGUUUCAUGCUGCCUACACCUCCCACACAAAUAUGUAAACUCAGACUGGGUAGAAAGGGCUGGAGUGGGCAGUGUGCAGCGCGAAUGAUGGACACAUACAGAAGCAGUAAAUUACUGACAGAGAACAUUGUGAUGUUACUGACCAGAACAGUUCCUACUGGCUGUGAUUGGGAUGGCAGAGAGGAUUCACUUCUCUCUUUUGUAUAUAGUUUGGUGCAUUUGUAAAUCAGGUCGCUCACAGUGGCUGAUAUUAGACCAGUCAGAGAUGAUAUUCUCUGAUUUGAGAGGCAAAAAAACACAAACCAAAGUCAGCCUGGUUUCCAGAUCUCCACGUCAUAAUGUGGUAGACUUUGAAAGCAUUUAUUUCUUCAUUCCAUUUUAUUUGGUUUAUGAGGAGAAGGUUGAUUAGACACACUGUGAGUCAUCCACAGGGUUGAGAGGGUUAAAGGUGAAAACUCCAUUAUCAUUUGUAGAACAAUGUUAAAAUGAACAUGAUUCAGUCCAUGGACCUGAUGAAGGCCAUUGACUUUAACACAUCGGCUUUAAGGAUACAACACAUCAUCCUUUAGAGGACAUACAGGUGCUAAGCUCUGAGCCCAGUAUUACUGUAUUUGUCUUACAAAGUUUAGUUUCAUUUAUAGCUGUGCAAUUCUGCUGGAUGCAAUUUAAAAAAUGAAAUGCCUUAUCACAGAAGGCAUGAGAGCAAUGGGGCAAGCUUUAAAUUUGUACUGGCUCUUAUUGUUACAAGUUAAAGUUUUAAUUUAAUUAAACAUUUGCCUUUGGUUUUCAUUUUGUCUUCAGUGCAGUGGCAUCUAUAACUUUGUCACUUUGUCAGAUUAUAAUUUUAACGUUUGAUUAACACACUUGUAUCAUGCUUUUCCUUAUUUUCUACUAUUGUAGACACAAAAGUUCAUUAGUCUGGAUUUUAUGCACAUUUGCGUUGAUAAUGUCUUUAACUUAAUAUAUUCGUGAACAAUGUAUUGACUUAAACUGGUAUGUGGUGGCGUGGCAAAGUCAGAGAUGUUUUCAAAAUGUAAUUUAGUCUUUUCAGGAGGAAACUGAGCGUCUCAGUCACAUUUUCAGAGAUAUCGAUACGGAUAUUGGGGAGUAAACAAAUUCCUAUACUAAUAUAUAGAUAGAUAAAUAAAUAUUUGUAAAAAAAUUGGCAAUGACUCCUAAAUUUUUUUUUGUCAAACUGAGGCUUGGUAUUUUAGAGUUAAACUAUAAUCUUUAAUAUGAAUAACAAUAACUUAAAAAAAAACACAAAUACAACCAAAUAUACAGAUCUUGACGAAAAUAAACCAAAUUGGUCACGUAAAGGUUCAACAUGAAUAUCUCUAAAAUAAAAGUUUAGUACAACAAACAGACAAACAGAAGCUGAUACCAAUAUGUUUCUUGAACGGCACAUAAGGGCCGGUCACCCAAUACUUCAGUGUGGCUCUAGUUAUUUCCCUGGCCUGGCUUCACUCGACGAACAUCACCCUUUGGAACAUUGAGCUGUUGGUGUGGUGUCCCACAUUCUGCCCCAGUUAAUCUUUUGUUUGUGUUUUUAAUUGAUCGAAGGAUUAUAUAUUGCAAUACUGCGAUGCACCCGGGGGCCUUGUCUGCCUUACAAGCUUAUGAGUCAUUUGAUCAUCUAUGUGUUUACUGUUUGUCAUAAACAAGCUUUACUCCACGCAUUAGGGUCAACUGAGGAACUGGUUCGACGCAAAGAGGUGAUGAUUCAAAAUAGCUUAAAAACAAGAAACUGGAAUUUGAAGUUGAAGCAGAUCGAUGGUGUUUUCUGUUUUUUUGAAGUUACCCACCAUUUAUGCAGAGCUGCUCCUUGUUCUACAUGUCUGUUCAUGUCAGCGUUAUCAGAGCUCCUCAUCUCUCCAAAGAGUUUCAUAACACAUUUACCAUGAUGCAAUGAUGGUUUUAUAUAGAUUCCACCACUCAAACCCACAAAGGGAUUUUAAAUCAUUGUUUUCUUUGUUUAAUACACAAACAACCAUUUAGACGUUACUUAUGUUGUGUUAUAUAUUUUUGUAAUAUGUCUUUUUUUUGGAGGUUGGAUAUGUUAAUGUAUGUAUCAUUUGCUGCAGAUCAGUAUUCACACUUGCCAAUAAUAUGUUUAUGGUGUGCUGUGAAAAAAAGAAAGAUGUCUUCACCAAACCCUUGUACCUGCAAUCAGCCAAGAAUUAUUUGCAAAGCAAAUAAAAAUGAUGAUAAAUUA
Messenger RNA from Platichthys flesus (European flounder), 4850 nucleotides. RefSeq names its product membrane-associated ring finger (C3HC4) 2 (gene marchf2). The record is from RefSeq and is a predicted model, not a curated record. Gene Ontology annotation, biological process: protein ubiquitination. NCBI's taxonomy places the organism in Eukaryota, Metazoa, Chordata, Actinopteri, Pleuronectiformes, Pleuronectidae. Gene Ontology annotation, molecular function: ubiquitin-protein transferase activity; zinc ion binding. Bases 468 to 1223 code for a protein of 251 amino acids. The transcript has 5 exons.